AUGAAGUCCUUCAAGAUGCUGACUGGUCUCACUUUGCUGGCACUGUCUGCGGCGAACGACCUCACCAAGCAUGUCGAUGUCUUCAUGGGAACACAAAGCGGGGGCAAUGAUUUCCCUGGAGCAGCAAGACCAUUUGGUAUGGUCAAGCUGGGCCCUGAUCUUCUUCAGUCUGGUACAGAUUCAUACGCAGGAUAUCUACCCACUGGCAAGUUCUCCGGCUUCAGCUUGAUGCACGAACAGGGUACUGGAGGUGCUCCCAAAUACGGUACUGUCUCGCAACUACCACUGGUGGGAAACAUCACCGAUCCUCUGUCCAACAUCACUGUCGCUAGGUCUGGAACCGACAAGGGCUCUGUUGGAUACUACAAUGCCCAGACAGCAGAUGGCGUUGAGGUUGAGCUGAGUUCUUCUGCCCGGGCAGGAAUCUACCGAUAUACCUUCCCCAGUGACUCGGAGAAGAAUAUCCUGGUAGAUGUCUCGCAUGUGCUGCCAUCUUUCCGUGGCCAAGGGCUUGGGCAGAACUAUGAAGGUGGAAACUUAACUAUCUUUGCAGAUGGCCAUUAUGAAGGUCUCGGAACCUACAACAAUGGAUGGAAUGAGGCUCCCAAUUGGACCAUCUAUUUCUGUGGCUAUUUUGAAUCUGCUGCAACAAACAAUAAAACCUAUCUCGCAACGGGUGCAUCCCCAAGCAUCGAGAAGUCAGGUGGCUCUGUCUCAUCCACUUCGAACUCUACUCGAGUUGGUGCACUAUUCAUCUUCAGUGAGAAAGAAGUAAUUUCUCGUGUUGGAAUUUCGUGGAUCUCCACAGAGCAAGCCUGUGACAAUGUGAACCAAGAGAUUCCGGCGGGCACGAGCUUUGCUACUGUCGUUGACGAGGCUGUCUCUGAAUGGAACGAGAAAGUCCUUUCCAAGAUCACCACAACCAAUACCAAUGAUACCAGCCUGAGUCUGCUAUACACCUCUCUCUACUUCAUGCAUCUCAUCCCCACAAACCAGACGGGUGAGAACCCCGGCUGGGAGUCAGACGAGCCAUAUUAUCAGGACAUCUUCACUUUCUGGGAUCUCUUCCGUUGCUCAACAUCUCUCAUGCAAGUCCUCCAGCCGACUGCCUACGAAGAGCAAAUCCGCUCAUUGAUCGACAUCUGGCGACACGAUGGCUACCUUCCUGACGCACGGUCAUCCAACUACAACGGCCGCACGCAAGGAGGCUCCAACGCCGACAAUAUUCUCGCCGAUGCAUAUGUCAAAGGUGUACGCGGGUCCGUCAACUGGGAAGACGGCUACAAAGCCAUGGUCAAAGACGCCGAAGUCACUCCCCAAAAUAAUCCCGUCGAUCACAUGGCACCAGACUCAUCCAACCACGAGGGUCGUGGUGCAUUGCCCGACUGGCUCAGUCUUGGGUACAUCACGCCCAAGUACAGUCGCGCCGCCAGCCGGGCUGUCGAGUACGCGGCGAAUGACUUUAGUCUGUACCAGGUUGCGUCUGGACUGAAGAAGGACCAGGAUGCGAAGAAGUACCUGAAUCGGUCUCGAAAUUGGCGUAACCAUUGGAAUCCUAAGCAGACGUCGCUUGGAUACUCGGGUUUUGUCGUCCCGCGGAAUACGACUGGUUUCAUUGAGACUGAUCCCUUGAAGGAUAGUGGGUACUGGGGAGAUCCGUACUAUGAAGCGAGUUCGUGGGCAUACUCUUGGGCGGAUGUUCAUGAUAUGCAGCACUUGAUCAAGUUGAUGGGAGGUGCUGAGACGGUAGUCAACCGGUUGAACACCAUGUUCACCGAGGGUGCUAGUGGAUCGAGUGGGAUUAUCUUCGAUUCUACUAACGAGCCAAUGUUCAAAAUUCCAUAUCUAUACAAUUACGUUGGUCGCCAGGACCUAUCUGUCUCCCGGUCCCGCAAAGUCGCCAAAAGUGACUAUUCCACCGGCGUGUCAGGCCUUCCCGGCAACAGCGACGCCGGAGCGAUGCAAACCUGGCUGUUGUGGAAUAUGAUCGGUCUGUAUCCGAUCACAGGACAAACAACAUUCCUCAUUCAUUCGCCGUGGUUCGCGUCCAUGACUAUCGAUCUCGGCAGUAACAAAAAGUUAAAAAUCACAUCAACAGGUGGUGAUGGCAAUGGUGAUAAGGAUUACUACGUGCAGAGCUUGAAAGUCAACGGUAAGCCGUGGAAGAAGAAUUGGUUGACUUGGGAUGACAUCUUCGCCAAGGGAGGCACACUUGAAUUUGAACUGGGAUCUACUGCGAAGAAUUGGACGAUGGGCGAGUUGCCGCCGAGUCCAGCAUCGGAGUAG
Molecule: messenger RNA, 2286 nt
Organism: Penicillium subrubescens
Lineage: Eukaryota; Fungi; Ascomycota; Eurotiomycetes; Eurotiales; Aspergillaceae
Product: alpha-1,2-mannosidase family protein
Exons: 5
Coding region: 1-2286 (761 amino acids)
Biological process (GO): carbohydrate metabolic process; protein quality control for misfolded or incompletely synthesized proteins; glycoprotein catabolic process
Cellular component (GO): cytosol; nucleus
Molecular function (GO): carbohydrate binding; peptide-N4-(N-acetyl-beta-glucosaminyl)asparagine amidase activity
Source: RefSeq, a predicted model, not a curated record